Messenger RNA from Colletes gigas, 2083 nucleotides. RefSeq names its product dynein axonemal intermediate chain 2 (gene Dnai2). Gene Ontology annotation, molecular function: dynein heavy chain binding; dynein light chain binding. Gene Ontology annotation, cellular component: outer dynein arm. Gene Ontology annotation, biological process: outer dynein arm assembly; cilium movement. The record is from RefSeq and is a predicted model, not a curated record. NCBI's taxonomy places the organism in Eukaryota, Metazoa, Arthropoda, Insecta, Hymenoptera, Colletidae. The transcript has 10 exons. Bases 236 to 2050 code for a protein of 604 amino acids.
UAUAAAAAUGUUGAAAAUCCUUAUUAAAUAAAGAAUUUUACAUUAAUGCAAACAAUUUAUACAUUUAUGUUACUAGUUACUAUAGAAACCGGGAAGCACAGAUAUCUAAGCAAUCACACACAACUGAAUGCUAAUAUUACUAAGAAUUGCUUUGAUAUCAGUAGCUAAAUAACGUAUUAAUUUGUGAGUAACAAUAGUGAUUAUUAUCCUAUAUUUGAAAACAGUAUUUUAAUCUAUGUAUAUAAAAAGUAUGAAUUUACAAUACGCUUACACAAAAAAACGGAUACAAUUUGGAAAACAAUGCAGUCUUUCAGAUUUCCAAAAAAUAGAAGUUGAUAUCAAACCGCACAUAGGGUAUACGAAUAAUUAUAUUCAUGUAGAUCCUGCCACACAUGGAACUCAAUGUGGCAAAACAUAUUCUGCUCAUGAGGUAAACACAAAUACUGCAACGUUCAAAGAUAGUAGUAUGUGUCAUUCUGAAGGUGGCUGGCCAAAGGACUUGAACGUGAAAGACACAGAACAAAUAGUUAGAUAUAAACGUAAAAUAGAAAAGGACGAACUGUAUAUUCAUACAAUGCUUCAAUUAUUGCCUCCAAUAGAACAUUGUAUAUUACAAAACAAUACUUGUAAUAUUUAUGAACAGUACUUCAGUUACAUGGAACCAAUUUCAUUAACACAAAAAGCUUAUUCACGUACAGUGAAUGUCUAUCGUGAUGUUUCGUCAAUAAAGAGACAAAUAACACACCUUUCCUGGUCGCCAGACCAAGGAAAUUACUUUGCAGCUAGUUAUUGCAAUACAGACUUCAAAAAAGGAGUAAAUGAUAAUCCUGUUUCAUAUAUUUGGAACAUAGAAAGUCCAAAUACUCCAUGUUUGACAUUAAAACCAUUCUGUCCGAUUUUGACAUUGGAGUAUAAUUCUAAGGACAGUAAUAUAUUAGUCAGUGGAUUAAUGACUGGUCAAGUAUCUUGUUGGGACAUUAGGAAAGGGUCAGAACCAGUUGAAACAAGUUCAGUAGAAUUUAGUCACAGAGAUUUAUGCAAUAAAGUCUUGUGGAUAAAUUCUAAAACUGGUACAGAAUUUUUCAGUGCUUCAAAAGAUGGACAGAUAAUGUGGUGGGAUAUUAGGAAAUUACAUACACCUACGGAAACAUUAGUGAUAGAUUUAUGUAAUCCUGAUGAUCAAAAUGUUGAGAAAGCAACUGGAAUUUCAGCAUUGCAGUUUGAACCAUCUAUGGGUACACGUUUCAUGUGUGGUCUUGAAAAUGGCAUGGUAAUAUCGGGAAAUCGUAAAGGUAAAACUCCAGGUGAAAAAAUUGCGACUAGAUUUAAGGCACAAUAUGGACCUGUGAUAAGUCUAGAAAGGAAUCCAACAUUUGUUAAGAAUUUUUUAACCAUUGGCGAUUGGACAACGAGAAUAUGGUCUGAAGAUUGUAAAGAAUCUUGCAUUGCUUGGACACCCGGUCAUAGGGACUUCUUAAUUGGUGGAGCAUGGAGCAUGACACGCUUCUCUGUAUUUUUCUUAAUUAAAAUGGAUGGAACUUUAGAUGUAUGGGACUUGUUGAUUCAACAAGAUUCUCCAAUCUUUAGUAUAAAAGUUUGCGAUGAAAUUUUAACGUGUAUACGACCCCAUGAACAGGGCCAAUUGGCUGCUGUUGCAAAUAAAAAUGGAACAACAUUUUUACUUGAAUUUUCAGAAGCAUUGACAACUAAUCAAAAAAAUGAUAAGCUUCUACUUACAGCGCUUCUUGAUAGAGAAACACGCAGAGAAAAAGUAAUAGAGGCUAAAAAUAGAGAGAUGAGAUUAAAAAUGAAAUCUCUUCGAAAUAUUAACUUUGAGAUUGAAAGCUCAACAGGAAAUACGAAGAUUGAUGAGAAACCAGAUUCAAAGUGUCUCAAUCUUGGUACUGAUGAUGCAAUGUUGAUGAAUUGUGAACAAGAUUAUGAAAAUGCUAUUACAACAGAAAUAGCAAAACAAGCAGCAAUAGAUAACGAGGAAAUGAACAACAAACACCUAGUAAAUGGAAUGACCAAUUCACAAAAUGGUUUUUAAAUAUAUGCAUUUACUAAAAUCAUUAAUAAAACC